This is a messenger RNA of Cotesia glomerata, 4473 nucleotides long. It is a transcript of the gene NFAT, whose product is annotated as nuclear factor of activated T-cells 5-like. The coding region runs from base 158 to 4315 and encodes 1385 amino acids. Gene Ontology annotation, cellular component: transcription regulator complex. Lineage: Eukaryota; Metazoa; Arthropoda; Insecta; Hymenoptera; Braconidae. Gene Ontology annotation, molecular function: transcription factor binding; DNA-binding transcription factor activity, RNA polymerase II-specific; RNA polymerase II cis-regulatory region sequence-specific DNA binding. The record is from RefSeq and is a predicted model, not a curated record. The transcript has 7 exons. Gene Ontology annotation, biological process: regulation of transcription by RNA polymerase II.
UCUAUUAUUUAUUUUAUAUUUUGUAAAAAUAUUGUUAUUAUUAUUUUAAUAAUUAUUUGAGCAAAGACUGAGUGUGUGAUUGAAUAAAUAUACAGAGACGUGAAUAAAGUAAAUAUUUAUAAAAAAGAGUGAGCGUAAUAAGUGAGUAAUUAUUUGAAUGGCACCGGAUUUUGAGAAGAAAAGAGAACCUGCUAAGGUUACUGGAUAUUUUGGACACUGUAGUUAUAAUAAUAAUAAACAAGGCAUGAUUUUGUUAAAAUGUCGUGGGAAUCCAUUUACGGAUUACUAUCAUCACGGUCAACAUUUCGAAAAUUCAUCUACUACCCGAAAGAGAAAUAUGACAGAUAAUUUUCAACUAUACACAUGUGGUAAUACUGUUAGCGAAAGCGGUACCUCUGCGGUGACGUCGUUGAGCACGAGAAGCUUAGCGAGCAAUACUUUGCGUCAAUCAUCAAGACGUUUUAAUCAACCAUCAGCGCAACAGCAACUGCCUCAGACACAACAGCAGCAACAACCGCAGAGAAGAUCACCAGCUCGGAUUCCUCUAGCAUCACUGAGCAGUGUCACGGUCAGAAAUUCAGAUGAACUCGUGGCAGCAAACUUAACAACACAGGAAGUUUGCGACAGUUCGAAUGACUCUGGCCUCGGCUUCGAGGAGAGGCAGCAGCAUCUCGGCAACUCCUCGACUUGGAACAACGGUGCUGCUGGGGAGGAAGAUACCAAGCGACGUAAAAUGGACAUCAAGCUUGAAUCAGAAGAUGCCAAUUUUACUUUCCCCAAAGUAUCAAGAAACACUACUGGUGUUUCCGGUGCUGCUCCUCGUGUCACUGUUUCUGAUGAUAGUAAAAUUUCAACAAGAAAUACCACAACCUCAACGACGUCUAGCAGCACGGCUAAUGGAGUUGCACAGCCAAGGAACGCUAAUAAUUCUGUUAAUCGAGUUGUUGGUGUAACACGAUCACGUUCAACACUGGGUGGCUAUGGUAAACGUCUGCCACCUGUUCAUCAAGGACCAAUUACUCUUACGUCUCAACUCAGCAAUAUAUCGAGAGAUGGGAAGGUCCAGUUACAAAUAAUCUGUCAGCCGGAGCAACAACACCGUGCUCGAUACCAGACAGAAGGAUCACGCGGUGCCGUGAAGGAUCGGACCGGGAAUGGAUUUCCAAUAGUCCGUUUGGUUGGGUACGAUAAACCAGCACUUUUGCAAGUUUUUAUCGGAACGGAUCUCGGGCGUGUAGCGCCACAUAUGUUUUAUCAAGCAUGCCGGGUGAGCGGAAAAAAUUCCACACCCUGUAUCGAGCGUAAGGUUGACGGGACAAUUGUCAUUGAGGUCGAUAUGGACCCGUCCAAAGACAUGCUUGUUACUUGUGAUUGCGUUGGUAUAUUGAAGGAACGUAACGUCGAUGUUGAGCAUCGAUUUCCUCAAGCUGCGGGUAUGCUUCAAGGGCGUAGCAAAAAGAAGUCCACAAGGUGUCGAAUGGUAUUCCGUACAAGUAUCACUUUGCCAGAUGGAACAACCGAAAAUCUACAAGUUUGUUCGCAACCAAUCGUUUGCACUCAACCACCGGGUAUACCGGAAAUAUGUAAAAAAUCUUUAACAUCUUGUCCAUGUACAGGUGGACUUGAACUUUUUAUUCUAGGUAAGAAUCUGUUGAAAGACACACGAAUACUCUUUCAGCUUGACGAUGAAGAUCUCAGUAAUAUGGAGCAACAUUGGGAGUGCUCUGUUAUUCCGGACAAGGAAUUCCUUCAGCAAACACACCUCGUGUGUGUUGUACCGCCUUAUGCUAGACAAGAUCUCAGGCCUACGGAAACUGUAACUGUUAAACUUUAUGCCGUUUCCUCGGGUAAAACCAGUGAACCACAUACCUUUUUAUAUACCGCGGCUUCAUCUCCACCAGAGCCUUCUGUUGGUAAAGUUGAAUCGUCCUCACCGCCGCUCGUUACGUCACGAAAUGAACCCUUGUCUACGUCACCGACGAUACCUAUUGCAGCUGUCAAUAAUAACUCACUAAUAUCGCAGUCAAGUGCAGUAUCACCGAAUUUCCUGGCAAAUCUCCCUCAGUCCACAUCUCAACAACAUUCACCUCAACCACCGUCAGAUUCACUGAAAAAUGACCCAAGUCCGCCUCCAGUGUCAUCAUCAGCACAAGUAACACCAGUGAUGAUGUGGGCGACUCAACAAACCGGAAAUUGUCAGAAUUCAUCGGCAGAUGUUAUGAUGCCGCCACCAAAUCUUGUGGCGAGUUCUCUUUUAAAUCGACGUUCCUCCUCAAAUCAUCAGCUCAUUAUUCCGGAUUCUCUCAAGUCUGAAGUAAUUGAUGAAAAUAGUGGAAAUAGUAUGUUAAGUGAUAAUAGUCUUCAAAGUAUGCCAACACCAAAUUCAAACAGUACAGCAAGUACUAGCCCAAUACAUCAAUUUGUGUCGGAAAAUUCACGAGAUUCAACAUCAACUGGACUACUUAGAUCAGUUCCAUCACAUGUAACUCCUUCUCAAGAAACUGUAAGUCUUUUAGGGGUUGUCGAUUUGAUGCGUAAUCAACAUCCACUGACACUUAUAACCCAACAUCAGAAUCCAUUUACUGGUAUUCAUGAACAAUCUGGAGUCAAAGUCCUCAAUACCCAUCAUAUUAGUAAAGACACAAGUCCAAUAUUACAAAAUGAAAAUACAGGCAGUGGUACUCUAUCAGGUGUAGGAGUUGGUGUUGAUUUACGAAUGAAGCAUCAUGAAUACGAAACUCUAAGUAAUUUCACAACUACUCCAGCAGCUCAGCCUUUGCCAAAUCAAAGCAGUCAGUCAAUUGAGAAAUAUUUCAAUCACAUUGAGUCAACAGCACCUACGGUAAAAGAAUCUGAUCAAGAAGAUUCUAACUUUGUGGAUACAAUGCAGCAACAUUCCGUUCUGGUUGAUCCUCGUCCUCAAGAUCAGUCUUCGUCUACAGAUAUUCUAGCGCCAAAUGCAGCAACUGCUAAAUUAGACGCUCUCGUUAAUUCAGCCGUUGAGUCUCAUCAAAUGGAUCGUAUGGUAGCGCCUCUGCAGACAGUAACGACAAGUCCAGGAUUACUAAGUCAUGUGCCUGAAGUAGAUGCACUGAGUACUUCUCAAUCGACAACACGAACUAGUCCACCGAUUCCAGUAAAAACUAUGCUUCUUGAAGCACUGAUGCCUUCUCCGGUGGUUCCAGCUACUGGUGCGACCAAUGGAUCCACUGGUACAGUUAUCUCAGAACCUCUACCCGAAGAAUCUUUAAUGACAACUAUAAAUGCCGCUCUACUUCCAUCUAUCCAAGAACCCAUUGUAACUGACUCAGGAAUCUCAAACUCAACAGUUAAUGUUUCUGUUCAUAAUCAACUUCAAGGCGCCAGUGAGCCUAUUCCUCAGAUUCAAGGACUCACUCAGCAGGAUGUCGAAAUGCAGCAGCAAGUUCAACAAGUUGAACAAGUGGUAGCUCAUGCUCAGCAGCAAGUAGAGCAAGUUGUCGCCCAAGUACAACAGCAAGCUGCACAGACUGUUCAACAAGCGCAGCAGCAAGUAAUGCAGCAAGUUGUUCAGCAUGCCCAGGUGGUCCAGCAAGCAGUCCAGCAAGUAGAAGCUGUACGUCAAGUCCAAGCGGUUCCAGAAGUUCAACAAGCGGUACAACAAGCGACCCAGGAAGUCGUACAACAAGCAGUACAGCAAGCCACUCACGAAGUUGUUCAGCAAGUUCAAGCCGUCCAACAAGCUGUUCAGCAGGCUCAAGCUGCGCAAGCGAUGCAGCAAGCUGUUCAACAGGACAUCGGGUCAAUGCUUAAUCAACCAGCAGGGUUUGUCGCUGAAGCUAGCUCUGCUUUGGCGAGCGGAGCCGCCCAAGAACCGAGCCAACAGAGACUUACAAAUGCCGCUGAGCAAGCCAUCACAAAUGUUAUUACAAAUGCAACCCAAGAUAUUAUAAACAAUCGGCCUAUUUCUACUACGACAGCUCACGCGAUUAUUGCUACUAAAAAUAUCCUCAACAGUGUUGCAACUCAGAGUGCUCAGCUUAUGAAUACUGCGAUGGAAGGUAUACUUCCCAAGUCACCGUCCAAUGCUGGAACAGUUGCUGAACAAGUCUCACGUAAAUCAUCGGCAAAUUCACUUCCUGUUGCGCAAAAUCGUUCUAAUAACACUAAUGGGAUGUCCAAUGCUGUCAACAACUCAAAUGGCCAAGUGUCUGUUGUCAGAAAAGCCGAAGAUGCGGGUGGCAUGCUUCCGCAAGAAUUAACUUCUAUGUCAGAGCACGAUCUCCUCAGCUAUAUAAAUCCAAGCUGCUUUGAUCAGGGAGCUUUUCUUAUGUAGUAAUUUUUUUUAAAUCAUAAAUAAAGCUUUGAUUUUUUUUUUUUUUUCAAAAUAUAUAUAUUCGUUAAAGUAACGCUAAAUAAUUUUAUUAUCAAUGAAUUUAGAUUCUAACAACUUAAAGUUAUUUGUGUAACUAUGUUAUUUCUCGUCUAUUCGAA